UGACAAGGGAGCCUCUGGCCCAAGUGUUCGGUUGUGGGGGUUGCUAAUUAAGCAAUUCUCAGUAAGUUACCCAUUUGUGUGAUCUGAUAAGGAGAUCAGGGCCUCCUUCAUUCAGGAGCAUGCAGCAUGUGUGCCCAUUGCCCUCUGGGAGGCCCUAUGUUGUAGGGCAUAUGCCCACGUGCAUCCUAAGAGUAGGAUGAAGACUGUGGAGCUUCCCUGGUCUGGCUGUCCUCAUGCUUUAUUUGUCAACAGUUGCGUCGGAGUGACAUGAACUACAUUAAUGAUGACCUUCUGCAAUAUCCUGAUUGGAGAGGACAUGCCUUCCUGAGGGAAGAAGUAGCCCGGUUCCUGACCCACUACUGCAAGGCACCUGAGCAGCUUGAUCCAGAAAAUGUGGUUGUUCUAAAUAGCUGUGCCUCUGUCUUCUUGACCCUGACCAUGGUGCUGUGUGAUCCAGGUGAUGCCUUUCUGAUCCCCACCCCCUUCAGUUCCAGCUUCUCAUUAACUUCCUACCUGUAUUCAAAAGUUGAGCUGAUUCAUGUCCAUCUGCAGAGUGAGAUCACUGAGGCCAAUACCCAACCAUUCCAAUUGACUGUGGACAAGUUGGAGAAAGCCAUGGUUGAGGCUAAGUUUAAGAAGCAAAAGGUCAGAGGUCUUGUUCUCAUCAACUCCAAUAAUCCUCUGGAAGACAUCUACUCUCGGGACUCACUGAAGGAAUACCUAGAAUUUGCCAGGAGGCACGACCUUCAUGUGAUUAUUGAUGAGAUUUGCAUGCUGUCUGUGUUUGAUGAAUCCAUCCCAUUCAACAGUGUUCUGAGCAUGGAAAGUUUACCUGACCCCAACAGGACCCAUGUGAUAUGGGACACCAGUAAGGGUUUUGGGAUUUCUGGCUUUCAUUUUGGCACUCUGUAUACCCACAACAAGGAGGUGGCCUCUACUGUGGGUGCUUUCGGCUUCCUCCACAGCAUCUCUGGCAUCACCCAGCACAAGCUGUGUCGACUGCUCCAGGACAGAGAAUGGAUUGACAACGUGUACCUGCCCACUAAUUGCUCCCGGAUGAAAGAGGCUCACAAGUACAUCACUAACAGGUUGAAGACAAUGAACAUCCCUUUUCUCAAUUGUGGCUCUGGCCUCUAUAUCUGGAUCAACUUGAAAGAGCACCUGGAUCCAUGCACUUUUGAGGAAGAGCAGCAGCUUUAUUGCCGCUUCCUGGACCACAAGCUCCUAUUGGCCCCUGGCAAGGCUUACAAAUGUAAGGAGCCUGGCUGGUUCCGAAUCACCUUUGCAGAUAAGCCCCAGCGCCUGAAAGUUGGUGAGUGGUGCUGACAUCCCAAUCCUGGUGUCUUCCCCUCCUGUAGUCCAAUAGCUGAGUCUUCCCUUACUGGGCUUUAGUAUCUAUAGCUUCAGCUCAUCUAUACCUUAGAUGGUUUGCACUUUCAUAUUUUGAUUAAGUUCCUUUGCAAACUGGGGCUACGUGA
Molecule: messenger RNA, 1478 nt
Organism: Pipistrellus kuhlii (Kuhl's pipistrelle)
Lineage: Eukaryota; Metazoa; Chordata; Mammalia; Chiroptera; Vespertilionidae
Product: probable inactive 1-aminocyclopropane-1-carboxylate synthase-like protein 2
Exons: 11
Coding region: 268-1326 (352 amino acids)
Biological process (GO): amino acid metabolic process; biosynthetic process
Molecular function (GO): pyridoxal phosphate binding; transaminase activity
Source: RefSeq, a predicted model, not a curated record